Myzus persicae (green peach aphid) is the source of this 3093-nucleotide messenger RNA. RefSeq lists its product as uncharacterized. The transcript has a single exon. NCBI's taxonomy places the organism in Eukaryota, Metazoa, Arthropoda, Insecta, Hemiptera, Aphididae. Gene Ontology annotation, molecular function: aspartic-type endopeptidase activity. The record is from RefSeq and is a predicted model, not a curated record. Gene Ontology annotation, biological process: proteolysis. Bases 1 to 3093 code for a protein of 1030 amino acids.
AUGGAUGCGGUCCGUGUUAAUCGAUCUAAGAACCGUGCUUUAGCUAAACGUACUGCCAUAUUCGAUCGUAUUAAGUCCAUUUUUGAUCUAGGAUUGUCCGGCGAAUCAGAUCUGAACGCCCGACAAAGGUUUUUAAUUUCGGUCAAUGACCUUGCAGAUUUGUGGGGAAAAUUCGUGAUUGAAAAUGAUGCAUUUUUAGAUGCUUUAAUCGAAUUAGGCGAAGAGGGAGAUUUUUCAAGUUCAGUUGAGAUAGAGGCGAGUGAGAUGGUAGUUUCGGUCAAAGCUUUGGCUAUAUGGUUCUCGUCCUCAUCGCACAUUCCCGAGAGAAUAGUAGAUGAACCAAGAUGUGGUUCAGAGUCGGAUGCAGCUGGCAGUUCGACUAUACCUCCUGGUUCAGAUAAAUCACAAACGAUGACAACAUUGGCAGCUCAGCCUUUGCAUUCUGUACGACUACCGGAAAUUCCUCUUCCCCAGUUUUCGGGAGACCUGGCAGAUUGGCCAGUGUUUCGCGAUCGGUUUAUCGCCCUAGUGGAUAGUCGUUCAAAUAUUUCAAAUAUUGAGAAAUUCUACUAUCUCCUGAGUUGUCUCGAGCUUGAGGCAUCGGAGGUCGUAAAGGGGAUAACGGUUUCAAAUGACACCUAUUCGUUAGCCUGGAAGACACUUGUGGAACGGUUCGAUAAACCGCGCAAGUUGGCAUCGUUUUUAUUGGAUACGAUUCUAUCAGCUCCGAUAAUCCAACAAGAAUCGGUUUCUUCGUUGAAUAAAUUUUUAAAUAAUUUUGAUGAAACCAUCGGUAUCCUAGGAUCUCUUGAAAUUCCAAAUUUUGGUGACUUCCUGCUGUUCUCGAUUGCUUUUCGGUCUUUACCAGUGUCGUCUCGCCGCCUGUUCGAAACGUCUAAUUCGGAAGAAUACCCGAAGGCUCAAGAAUUAUUCAAAUUUGUAAAGAAUCGAAUUCAGGUGUUAGAGUUGGCUGGAGGAUCUUCAUCUUCCUCUGGUACUAAAGAAGGGAAGCCGAAAUUGUCGGGUGCCAAGAAGGAGUGGACAAAUUGUGGGAAGACAUCCACGUCACUGGUGGCUACGCAGCCAUCCAGUAAUCUGCCUUCUAAGUCCGUUAAGUGCCCGAAUUGUGAUGGGCCACAUCAGUUAAGCAAUUGUUUUGGGUUUAAGGGUCUGUCGGUAGAUGGGCGAUACGAGAUUGUUUCGAAGCACAGACUUUGCAUGUCAUGUUUUAGUAAUAAACAUUGGUCGAGUAAGUGUAAAGAGAGUUGCUCCAAGUGUAAGCGUCGCCAUCACUUACUUCUACACAGAGAUGCUGAAGCGAGUCAGGGUUCUGCAGCUCAGCAGCCACCUGUCGUAAUGCUUAGUUCUCAGCCUUCUUCAUCCGUUCUACUUGGUACUGCAGUGGUAAUGGUUCGAGAUGUUAGUGGAAAUCUUCAACCUGUCAGGGCUCUUCUCGAUUCCGGGUCACAAACCAGCAUCAUCAGGAAGAGUUGUUUAGACCGGCUUGGUCUUAGGCGGUCAAGAUGGACAGCCUCGCUGACAGGGCUCUCUGGUCAGUCUGUUCCUAAGGUUUUAGGAAAGGUGCAUUUAGAAAUGCAAUCUUGUUAUAAAUCAGUCCCGGUCAUAGCAGUCACGGCGUGGGUUUUACCUACCAUAACGGCAGAUCUGCCAAGCCAACAGUUGUUCGUCGGCGUAAGGGAAGGCUGUUCCCAUCUGCAGCUCGCAGACCCUUCCUUUGAUACCCCAGCUCCGGUGGAAUUGUUAUUGGGAGCUGACGUUUUUCCGCAGGUGUGGAUCGGUGAGAAAUGCUCGCUCGGCCGCGGACUCCCAACUGCGUAUAGCUCCACUUUUGGAUGGGUGCUAAUCGGUCCAGUUUCACAGAACGUCAGUGCUAGUGGUGCGCAUUGUCUAUUAGCGAUGCUCAAUCCGUCUAUAGAGUCAUUGAUGGAGCGAUUCUGGGAAGUGGAAGAACCGGAAGAAGCGCCUGCACAGUUCACGGACCAGGGAUGCUGUGAAGACAAGUUUAAAGCGGAAACCAUCAUUGAUGAGACCGGUCGUUACAGUGUUCCACUACCGUUCAGGCAAGAUAUGCCCCCUCCAACAUUCGACGGUAUGAAACGGAUCGCGGCCAAACGUUUUGAACAUCUUGAACGGAAGUUAACUCAAGAUGAGAAAUUGGGAAUGGCCUAUCGUGAAUUUAUGGCCGAGUAUGAAGUCUUAGGCCACAUGACAGUCGCUCAAAACCCUGGACUUUAUGUGAUUCCACACCACGCAGUAUGGAAACAAGGGAUUAGUCACAGUAAAUUACGCGUCGUGUUUGAUGCUUCAGCUCGCUGUAAUUCAGGUCAGUCUCUGAAUGACGCAUUGUAUGUUGGCCCUAAGCUUCAACGUGAUAUAGUUGACGUUUUGCUCGGAUUUCGGCUGUAUUGUUUCGCGUUCUCCUCUGACAUAUGUAAAAUGUACAGGCAGAUUCAGGUGAAUACGGAAUACCGGCAAUACCAGCAUAUUCUGUGGAGGGCAUCACCAGUAGAAGCAUUGAAAGAGUAUACCCUUAACACGGUAACCUAUGGCGUCAACAGUGCUCCAUUCUUAGCUCUGAGAGUAUUGCAUGAUAUUGCUGAUCGUUGUGAUCCAUGUUUGUCAUCUGUUCAAACGGCUCUUCGGCUCCAGACCUAUAUGGACGACAUAUGUACAGGGGCAGACACUCUCGACGAAGCUCUUCGGUUACAGCAAAGUCUCGUCAAAACGUUAAUAUCGUACGGAUUCGAACUUAGGAAAUGGUCCAGUAAUACUCCGGCACUACUAGAAAAAAUUUCUAAGGAAGAUCGCGUGUCUGGCUCACUAUCGUUCGAAGAUGAAGGGUCCACCGUCAUGGUUUUGGGAUUGAAUUGGAGUCCAGAAGAAGAUGCAUUGGGGUACGAUUUUAGCGAGAUUAAAUUUACCCACACUAAACGAGGAGUACUCUCAGUAAUUGCUCGGAUCUUCGAUCCGUUGGGUUUCCUAUCUCCUGUAGUGUUAUUCGCCAAGCAUUUGAUGCAGUUGAUUUGGUCGUCCGGAAUCGCGUGGGAUGAUAAACUACCACCCGAGAUUUAA